AUUAUAAUGUACAAUGGAUCUCAACUCUUUUCAUCACUAGUCCUGCAGCUCUCUAAAUUCCAUGGUUUUAAGGUAUUAUUAUUCUCUGCAGGUAAGCUGUGUUCUGCAAAACCCAUCUGGCAAUUUGUGUAGUGUAGUUCAACUGGUCAAACUUCAAUCUUUUUGGUCGGCCAAUAUGAAGCUCUAAUGCAUUCUUACAGUUUCAAUUUCAACAUUAAAAACCGUAUCAUGGGCAUUUAGCAUUAGUUUUUGAAGCUGGGUUUUUCUCGUUUUUGGUUAAUAUAGAUGUUUGGGAUUUCCCUUUUUUACUUGUGGGGUUGGUUUGGUCAUCUCUGUGGAUAAAUUUCAGAUGGGUCCAUUGCUGCAGUGAAGGAAGUUUCAGAUAUUUGGAGGUUCUUGCUGAGUAUUAUUGGCUUUCGUUUUAUACUACAGUUCUAGCAAUUGAGAGUAUUAAUUGCUUGUAAAGGUAAACCAUACGUUUUCUCUAUCUGGUGGGUGGAAACAGUAACACUAUUUAGGUGUCACGUUAGCUAUAUACCAUUGAACAUCUACUUCACAAAGCUUAGCUAACCAGGUCAUAUAAGUCUUUGACUCAUAAAAUAGUGAGUGUUUCUAGGACUAUUGGUUUGGGACUAAUGUCUAAUGCCCAGAUCUCAUUUUGUACAAAGUCAGAUGUGUCCAACGUUAUCAAGAUAGGAAAAAAUUUCCCCUUUUUUUGACUAGGACUUAUCAAGAUAUAUAGGAGCUGGACCAUAUUGAGUUGCCUAGGAAUAAGAUCUAUUUUGGUAGAUUGCAGAGCUCAAAGGAGUCAAAGUAGAGAGGAGUAUUUUUUUUUGUAGUAGUCAUCUAUAACUUGUGUGAGUGUUUCCCUCUCAAAAAAAAAAAAAAACUUGGGUGAGUGUCUGUGCCCAAGCCAGUUAGCUGUGACUGAGGCAGAUCUUUUUUUCUUUUUUUUAGUGAAAAAUGAGAUCUCUAGAGGAUAAGGGGUGCUAUAACCAUGGUUCAACACAGGAGAUUUCAACUAGCAAUAACAUCAACUUUGAGUUUCACAAAGGGAACGGAGCUACAUACACUCGCAGUUCCCAUCAUCGAAAUGCCUUGAGCAAACCAACACCAUCAAAGUGGGAUGAUGCACAAAAAUGGCUGGUUGGGUUGUCAAGAUCAGUGGGAGAGAAAAACCAAUCCAAAACUACUAAGCCACGGAAUUCGAAUGCUGAUGAUUUGAGACUAAUAGCUCCUGUUCCACAAAAAGAGCAGGACUACUCGAGUGGUGAAGAAGAAGAAGAACAAAAUGGAGUGGAAGCUCAAUGUAAAGCUGAGACAAAGAAGGUAGAUUGUGAUGAGUCAGUUUGGCGUAUAAAUAAGCCUUUAGAGAAUUCAACACCAACUGUUCCUGUCCGAUCAAUAUGCGUGAGGGACAUGGGGACUGAGAUGACCCCAAUUGGAAGCUUAGAGCCUUCAAGAACUGCCACACCUAUUAGAGCCACAACUCCUGCAACAAGGAGCCCAAUAGUUUCUGGAUCAUCCACUCCAGCUAGGUGCCAACAUGGAAAGCAAGCUGGUCAUGAGGGCUAUCAGACAGGUCUAACAUCCACUGAUGGCAGAGGAGAUACUAACCCCUCUGGCAGGGGGAGUUGCACAACCAGACAGUGUGGAGGAGACUCAAAUGCUUGCGAGAGGAACAAGAAUUUGGAUCAAGCUAAAACAUUGAGUCCUCUAGAAAGCCGAGCAGUGGCUUGGGAUGAAGCAGAACGUACCAAAUACAUAGCAAGGUACAAGCGUGAAGAGUUGAAGAUACAAGCAUGGGAAAAUCAUGAGAAGAGGAAAGCUGAGAUGGAAUUGAAGAAAAUGGAGGUGAAAGCUGAGAGAGUGAAAGCUAGGGCACAAGAAAGGUGUGCAAACAAACUUGCUGCUACUAGAAGAAUAGCUGAAGAAAAGCGUUCAAAUGCAGAGGCUAAACUGAAUGAGAAAGCUGUGAGAACUUCUGAGAAAGCAGAUUAUAUAAGAAGGACCGGUCACUUGCCCACCAACUUCUCCUUCAAGUUGCCUUCUCUUUGCUGGUAGCAACUCUGUUGAACAUUUACAUGUAACAUUUGCCAGUAAUUUUUUAAUUAUAUGUUAACAUGUGGAUUUAAUUGAGAAGCUUUAUAUGCUACUUAUGGAAAAUGUAUUCAUAUGGUUCCUUCAAUAAAUCUUAGACACCCAUUUUUGGGUUAGUCUUCUUUGAGACA
Molecule: messenger RNA, 2231 nt
Organism: Quercus robur (English oak)
Lineage: Eukaryota; Viridiplantae; Streptophyta; Magnoliopsida; Fagales; Fagaceae
Product: remorin 4.1
Exons: 3
Coding region: 964-2064 (366 amino acids)
Source: RefSeq, a predicted model, not a curated record